Messenger RNA from Bradysia coprophila, 861 nucleotides. RefSeq names its product cuticle protein-like. Gene Ontology annotation, cellular component: extracellular matrix. The record is from RefSeq and is a predicted model, not a curated record. NCBI's taxonomy places the organism in Eukaryota, Metazoa, Arthropoda, Insecta, Diptera, Sciaridae.
GCUGAUCAGAAAUUUCUGUAUAAAUAGUUACAUUUUUGGCAUCGAAUUAUCAUUCAGUUCACGGUGCUCGACAGGACAACGUACUAAGGAAAUAAAAUCUUUUUACGCAGAAACUAAACAACAGAAGACAUGGCAUUUAAAUUUAUAACGCUUGUUUCUCUUAUUGCUGCGGUUAAUGCUGGGUUGUUGCCAACUGCAGUUGUGCAAUCUCCAAUUCUUCAGCGUCUGGAUCAACCAAUUUUGACGAAACAAUUGGAAGCGUACGAUCCAAAUCCACAAUAUUCUUUCUCAUACAACGUUCAAGACAGCUACACUGGUGAUGUCAAAAAUCAAAAGGAAACCCGAUCGGGAGAUAAUGUUCAAGGCCAAUACUCGUUAAUCGAUGCUGAUGGAUUCAAACGUACUGUUGACUACUCUGCUGAUUCAAUAAAUGGAUUUAAUGCCGUUGUUGUUCGAGAACCAUUGAAGGGAGCGAUUGUGCAGCCAGCAUUGAAAUCAAUUGUUUCCCAACCAACACUUAAAUCGUAUGUAGCACAGCCAGCGUAUGCAGCUCCAGCAACAUUUGUAUCCAAACCAGCUUUUGUGGCACAGUCAAGUUAUAUUCAACCAAUUCUUAAAUCGUACGCACAACCAGAUUAUGGAGCUCCAGCAGCAGUUAUAUCACAACCAGCUGUUGUUGCACAGUCAAAUUACAUUCAGCCCGCUUAUAGAUCAGUAUCAAUUGCAUAUCCUCAACCAGCUAUAUCAGUCGUUAAGCCAGCACUUUUAAAUGCACCAACAAUUGCAUAUCCUCAGUUAUAUUGAAAACAUGCGCUCAUUGUCAAAAAUAUUUUAUCGAUUCAAAUAUAUGGACCUCUGAAA